AUGAAUGACGACCUUGAAUAUAUCAAGAGAAAAAAUAUAGCCGAAAUAUUUGAGGAACUCUUAGGUUACGUUUAUUUUGAAAAGCCUCAAAACGUGGUGGAGUCAUUAAUUGGGGAGCUAAAAAAAUUAGAGAGGAAAAAUAACGUGGAAAAAGUGUUUGAUGCGGAAGACAUAAAGGCAGUGUACAACUUUUUAAAUUUACAAAAUGAGAAAUGUAUAUCUAGGGAAAAGUGCAUUCUCGGCCUGAGUCAAUUCGUGCUGAACAAUAAACAGAGGGAAUUCAUGGAAAAUGCAAAAAUCGCCAGCGACGUUGAUCUAGAAGUUUUCUCCUCCUACGCUGAAAAAAUCAUUAAUUUGUAA
Molecule: messenger RNA, 360 nt
Organism: Plasmodium knowlesi strain H
Lineage: Eukaryota; Apicomplexa; Aconoidasida; Haemosporida; Plasmodiidae
Product: conserved Plasmodium protein, unknown function
Exons: 6
Coding region: 1-360 (119 amino acids)
Source: RefSeq, a predicted model, not a curated record